Molecule: messenger RNA, 1352 nt
Organism: Meriones unguiculatus (Mongolian gerbil)
Lineage: Eukaryota; Metazoa; Chordata; Mammalia; Rodentia; Muridae
Gene: Gng8
Product: G protein subunit gamma 8
Exons: 2
Coding region: 1066-1278 (70 amino acids)
Biological process (GO): G protein-coupled receptor signaling pathway
Cellular component (GO): heterotrimeric G-protein complex
Molecular function (GO): G-protein beta-subunit binding
Source: RefSeq, a predicted model, not a curated record
GCUCCCGUCCCGGCCCCAGUAGCCGGUCGGUGGCCACUGUGUGUGCGUCUGGGACUGAAUGAGUGAAUGGGUGAAUGAGGGAAUAAAUGGCUUUAUACUUCCGUGUGUCUCCAUCACCCCCUCUGUUCCCCUGUUUAUCCCUCCCAGUCUCUCUUGUCUUUCCUUGCUCCAUUUCCCUCCUAACCCCGCCAUGUCCCCUUCUGUCCGGGUCCCUCCUCUCCUGUCUUCCCUAUCUCCUCUGUUCCUGUCCCCUCCGUACCUCUUUCCUUCCCUAUACCCUGGCCCUUUGUUCUUUUCCAUAUCGUCUUCCUUCAUCAUCUGUCCCCUCAUACAUCUGUCUCCACCCUCAGUCUAUUUUCCUUCUCCGCGUCUGUCGCUCUGUCCCUCCCUUGGCCUUUCCACUUGUUCCCCUCUCUGUCCUCUCUGCCCGUCAACAGGGCUGGCUGGAUUGGCUUGCCCUAACCCUCUCCCCUGCCUGCUAAUGAGUAGAGGAGCCUUUGAGGCAGCCAGGGCUGGAGUAGGGGUGGGUCCCUCAGGGUGGCGGAGGGGGCAGCUGCUGCUGAGGCCCUAAUGAGGCCCCCUCUGCGCCCCUCCCGCCGAGAUCUUAAUUCUCAGUCCUCCCUGGAGGCGCUGCUAAUUGGCCUGGGGAGGGGCCCCCCCUUCCUGGCUCAGGCUCUGUCCCCAGGGGGUGAGGGCACCUGGAUCCGUAGAUUCUGAUCAAGCACCUGUGGCCUUGUCCUUCUGGCCCUCCCCCCUCCACCUGCCUCUCAGCCUCCCAUCUGUGUAUCCCCUCCUCCUUUCCCCGGCCCCUCUGCUCUCCUCCAGCCGCCUCUUGGUACACCCCCCCCCCCCCGCCAUCGGGUCACCCCUCCAUCCUCCUGUCCUCUUGAGUCGUCACCCUUUUCUCAACCUGCCUCUGGGACCCCAUUCGCUCGCAGUGCCAACCGCUUCUCCUGUUACUGGGUCACACCACAGCUUCUCACUACUCCCCGGGGGACCCAGGGUGUUCCAGGAGCCCCCAGUCCCCACUCCUGCCGGGCAUUUAACCCCUUUCCUGCCGCAGCCAUGUCUAACAACAUGGCCAAGAUCGCUGAGGCUCGCAAGACGGUGGAGCAGCUGAAGCUGGAGGUGAACAUCGAGCGCAUGAAGGUGUCGCAGGCGGCGGCUGAGCUUCUGGCUUUCUGCGAGACGCACGCUAAGGAUGACCCACUGGUGACGCCUGUCCCCGCCGCCGAGAAUCCCUUCCGUGACAAGCGACUCUUUUGCACCCUGCUCUGAGCCCUCAAGAAAGCUUUAUCCUCCCCCGCCGAAGUAUGAAAUCCAAUAAACUUGGUAACCUGCUGGCGCCUGCA